AUGAAUCUCUUCCGAGCCCCUGCCGCUGCCAGAGCUGCCAAAGUGCUCGACAGAUCGCUCUUUUCCAGAACGCUGCCGACGGCUGCGGCUUCAAUACGAGACAACAGGCUCAUUUCAAAGUACCGCAAGCAGCUUGAGAAGACCAAGGAAGUGUUCUCACUGGAUCGGUUUGACGUCUGUGCUGCGGAUCCAGAUCCUGCUCUUGCGGCGCAGGGGAAAAAGUGUCUUGUGUUGAAGCCGCAUAUCAAGCCUGACGUACCGGAGACAUGGAGCCCCGUGCUGCAGGAGGCAUCGAAGCUGGGGGACCUGAAAAUUGUGCCUUAUGAUGUGCACAUUGGCUACGACCUAUGGAGUUACCUCGAUGUCAUGAGGUCAAUUCUGCCAGAAGAAUUACACGGAGAGAUUCCCGUUGGCUUCAACACCGCUGGUCAUGUUGCUCAUCUCAACAUCCGGGGCCAAUACCUCCCCUACAAGCACAUCAUUGCUCAGGUCAUAAUGGACAAGAACCCCACCAUCCGCACCGUCAUCAACAAGGUCGACAACGUCGGCACAGAGAGCGAGUACCGAACCUUCAGCUACGAGGUCUUGGCCGGGCCCGACGACAUGCUCGUCGAAGUCAGCGAGGCCGGAUGCACAUUCAAAUUCGAUUACUCAAAAGUUUACUGGAAUACGAAGCUCGGCACAGAGCACCAGCGGAUCGUCAGCUUGUUCAAGCCUGGCGAGGUCGUUGUCGAUGUCAUGGCUGGCAUUGGGCCGUUUGCCGCUCCUGCGGGCAAGAAGGGAGUCUUUGUCUGGGCAAACGACAAGAACCCCGAGAGUUACAAGUACCUUACAGACGUGAUCAAGCGGAACAAGGUCUCGGAAUUUGUCAAACCCUUCAACUACGACGGACAUGACUUCAUCAAGAAAGGCACCGACCUGGUUCUGGAAGCGUCCCGCCGGGGAGACUGCGCCGUCAUCCCUCAGAAAGCAUCAAGGAACGCCCCAGGCCCCCGUCCGGAACCCAUCCGGAUCCCCGUCCCUCCCACGGUCUCACACUUUGUGAUGAACCUUCCUGCCUCUGCAAUUGAGUUCCUGCACAACUUCCGCGGUCUGUACGAGGGCCACGAGAAGCUUUUCGCCCCCCACACCGAGGCGAAGCUCCCGCUCAUCCACGUCCAUUGCUUCGCCGUCAAGGCGGACGACGCGACUCCCCUGGACGACAUCUGCCAGCGCAUCUACAAGGAGAUUGGGGUGCUUCUCACGCCGGGUGACGCGGAAAAGGACGGCCAGGUGCUCAUCCACGAGGUCAGGGACGUGGCUCCCGCGAAGCGAAUGUUUUGCGCGAGCUUCCGUCUCCCGUCAGAAGUCGCCUUUGCUCCGCGAUCCUAG
Messenger RNA from Trichoderma reesei QM6a, 1371 nucleotides. RefSeq lists its product as uncharacterized. The transcript is spliced from 5 exons. Gene Ontology annotation, cellular component: mitochondrial matrix; cytoplasm. Bases 1 to 1371 code for a protein of 456 amino acids. Lineage: Eukaryota; Fungi; Ascomycota; Sordariomycetes; Hypocreales; Hypocreaceae. The record is from RefSeq and is a predicted model, not a curated record. Gene Ontology annotation, biological process: mitochondrial tRNA methylation; tRNA N1-guanine methylation.